AUGUCAAGCUUUCAAUUUAAUGAUCAAUCAAGCAUUCGGUCCACAUCAAGGGGUAUCAAUCAGCCUACACUACUCCCCAGGUCUACAUCGACUAGUGAUUUAUUUGCUUUCCCAUCGUAUUCGCAUUCCCAAAAGCGUUUGUUUCAAAAUAGCGAAAAUGGUGUAGAAUUGUCCAAAUCGGUGUCCAUACCCAACCUGGCUUUAAUCCCAGAGCAUAAAGCACAUCACAGGUUGACUCCUUACCAGAUACAGAGAAGCCAUAUGAAACAAUCGUUUCAGUUUCCUAAUGGAGAAAGUUUUACCCCAAGAAGACAAUUACCAAAGAGUGCAAGCUCUGUUUCUUUACACAGACAAAGAUCUGCUAACAGUCACCCAAAAAUUACCGCUAUGCAUAGAUCUUCGAGUAUGGUGACUGUAUCGUUACCGCAGUACGAAGAUAUGUCGAAAAAGCCAUCCCAGUUACAGAAUCCGCAUUCGCGGGUCAAUCAUCUCCCAACAAUUUCUAAUGAGUUGCUGCCUUCUAAUACUAGUCGAUUUGGUUCUUUAACCACUACCCCAAGGUCAAACACCAGAGCACCUUCUUUAUGCAACACAAAAGCUCCCAACAAAUCAGUAUUAACAGCAUCAUCUUUGCAUUUUAAUCGGUUACAAUCGCACCAGUCACAGGUGAGUAUCUCUUCGUUCUCCAAUAAGCAAACAGCGUCCAGUAAUGAUUCACAAAGCACUGAAACUUCCAUAAAAGAGAUCUGUGAUCCAGGGAGUGCAACCAGUACAGAUCUCAGCGAUGAGGAACUAACAAAGAAAAUUUUGUCAUCAUCCGUUAGAACCCAAAAAAUAGUAGCAGAGAGCACUGCAAAGGCCAGCAAUGAUCUAUUGCAGGUUCCUUCGACAAUAAUUUCUUUCCCACAAAAAUGUAGCUCACAUCAUGAUAAUACUCACAUAGACACUGCUACAAGUGGGUUAACGGGUCCUACUCCUAAUGUAUCUAUCAAAAAGGAGUUAGUUGUCUCAAAAAUACCUAUAUCAGGAAACUCGAAUGAGAAGAAAGAGGAGAAAGCUAAAAAGUCAGUGGAAUCCUCUCCGGUUAAGAGAUCGAGCUCCAGAUUGAGUUCCUUCUUUAGAAAACUGUUUCCCUUAAAGAAAAAAGCCAGGAAGGAAGACAUUCAAGAAAAGGUAUCUGCUAAAACUCAAUGGCAGAAAGCGGUUACAUCAAAACCGACUACAUCAAAGCAUAUUAUUUUACCAUCUGAAUCAGCAGAACCUCCUUCACUUCUUGAUCUAGAAACAGAAGACGAUAUAGAAGAUGAUGGUUUUAAAGAUCUCAUGGACAUCGAUUUAGUGUUUGAUUCUUUAUUGUUGAAGUCUGAACAACACCAACAAAAUUCCGAUAUUGCGUUAAUUAACCAAUUUAAUGAAAGCACAAGAAUUAGUCCACCAACCGUUGAACCACCUUUGCGCUCUUCGAAGAGACCUUUACUGGUAAAGGAUUAUCAAGGAAGACUCAUACAUCACCAUAAUAACGGGCAAACCACACAUAGCGAUCGCAUCAUAGAACAUUUGCAUCAAAAUUGGAAAGCUGUACACUUCAAUGCAGUAGUUCCUUCAGUAGUACGUUCCAAUGAUUCAUCUUCACCUGUAUCUGCUAAAAAAUGCAGAUUUAAUGAAGAAAUAUACGUUAAUGACACUUUCUCACCAACGGAGUAUUUAAGGUCUGAUAAGGCUUUCCCUGAAAGUCGGAAGCAAUUGUCAAAAAGCAGAUACAUCGACGGAAUCAAAAUGGAACUGAAUGAAUUCAAGAAGAGAGAAAUGCUAGUUCAUCCUAACAGCUCUCAGUACACUCAUUUCUUUCUAUGA
Messenger RNA from Kluyveromyces lactis, 1854 nucleotides. RefSeq names its product Afr1p (gene AFR1). The record is from RefSeq and is a predicted model, not a curated record. Lineage: Eukaryota; Fungi; Ascomycota; Saccharomycetes; Saccharomycetales; Saccharomycetaceae. The transcript has a single exon. The coding region runs from base 1 to 1854 and encodes 617 amino acids.